Podospora anserina S mat+ is the source of this 810-nucleotide messenger RNA. RefSeq lists its product as uncharacterized. Gene Ontology annotation, biological process: carbohydrate metabolic process. The transcript has a single exon. Gene Ontology annotation, cellular component: membrane. Gene Ontology annotation, molecular function: hydrolase activity, acting on carbon-nitrogen (but not peptide) bonds. NCBI's taxonomy places the organism in Eukaryota, Fungi, Ascomycota, Sordariomycetes, Sordariales, Podosporaceae. Bases 1 to 810 code for a protein of 269 amino acids. The record is from RefSeq and is a predicted model, not a curated record.
AUGCUCCCCCUUCGCCGACUCCUCCGUCUCCCCACCAGCUUCGCCCGCCGCCACGCCCGCCGACGACGAAUGUACCUCCUCUUUUUGCUGCUGCUCCUAGUAGGGGUGGUGAUUUUGCCGCUGUACGUGGUGUACUAUCCGCCCUCGUCGCUAAUCCGCUACUUCUCCCACCGCUGGACCGACGUCCUCUUCCGGAUCUGGCUGCCCCCCGACAAGAAGAUUGUGGCGCUUACCAUUGACGACGCGCCGUCUGAUCACACGAGGGGGAUUCUCUCUGCGCUCUCUGCCAGCGGGGCGCACGCGACGUUUUUUGUGAUUGGGUCGCAGGUUCCUGGGCGGGAGGGGAUACUGAGGGAGAUUGUGAGGCAGGGGCAUGAGCUGGGGAAUCACGGGAUGCAUGAUGAGCCUGCGAGGGGGUUGUCGACGGAGGAGCUGGAGAGGGAGAUGAGGGAGGUGCAGGGGAUGAUUGAUAGGGCUUAUAGGGACGAGGGGAAAGAGCCGCCGAGGGAGGGGAGGGAGAGGUAUUAUAGGCCGGGGAGCGGGUUUUUUAGCGAUAGGAUUAGGGGGGUGGUGAACCGGUUGGGGUACAGGUUGGUGUUGGGGAGUAUUUAUCCUCAUGAUGCGCAGGUUGGGUGGGCGGGGGUGAAUGGGAGGCAUAUCUUGGGGAUGUUGGAUCCGGGAGGGGUGAUUAUUUGUCAUGAUAGGAGGAGUUGGACGAGGCCGAUGUUGGAAAGGGUGUUGCCUGAGAUGGGGAGGAAGGGAUGGGAGGCUAGGACGGUGACGGGGUUGCUGGGGGAGGUGACGGGGUGA